Limulus polyphemus (Atlantic horseshoe crab) is the source of this 753-nucleotide messenger RNA. RefSeq lists its product as uncharacterized. Gene Ontology annotation, cellular component: extracellular region. NCBI's taxonomy places the organism in Eukaryota, Metazoa, Arthropoda, Merostomata, Xiphosura, Limulidae. Gene Ontology annotation, molecular function: enzyme activator activity. Bases 125 to 478 code for a protein of 117 amino acids. Gene Ontology annotation, biological process: lipid catabolic process; digestion. The transcript is spliced from 3 exons. The record is from RefSeq and is a predicted model, not a curated record.
UUUCUUUAGUCAGAGUGGUUGGUAUAAUUAAACUAAUUAUUUCCUAGAAUCUUAGAGCAGUGUGUGGGUUACUCAAGCUUAUUUAAACAGCCUCAGAUUCAGAAACAUUACAUAAAUUUCAACAAUGGGAACUAUAAGGACCACGAUUUUCGUUAUUAUGGGCAUCUGUCUCAUAAUCAAUGUAUUUGGCGAUAAAGUCGACCACCCGCAGUCUUCCAUGGUGCAAAAACCGAUCGACAGCGUUCACAACUCUGAUCAGACCCGGGAGAUAGGUGCAACGUGCCGGUACAGUAACGACUGUAAAAGUGGUUGUUGUCUCUACAGUCGUAAGACCGAAAAGAGAACUUGUCAGAAGAUGGCGCUUAAAGGAGAAAGUUGUACCAGCGGUCAGAUCAAACUGAACUCCUACGUAGACUUUUGCCCGUGUGAAAAAGGAAACAAAUUCUGUGAAUACCCAGACAACAUAUGUAAGGAAUAAAGCAGAUGUUUCACCCGAAACAACCCACCAAUAAUGUGAAGUGUUACUUGCGUAUAUGUCUAAAAAUAACAUUAGUAACGUAGUACGAAAUAGGAUUGAAAUGAAAUGUCAUUAUUGUGUCAUUACGCGUGUUUUACUAAUCACCAAUUUCUAGAAUAUUCGCCAUGUUUUCAUUUUUGAAAUAUUCACAUCUAAUUAAAAUAUGAUUAGAGCGCAGUGAUAUUUUUAUUAAUUUUGUGAACAGCAAUUGAAAUAAUAAAGAACCUUGAACCUUA